CGACCAAGCAGGGAAGUGAAGGAAGGAGGCAGCACACGUCUCUUCGGAGACAUCCGAUAAAAAAAAUAUAUGAAGGAGACGGUUGUGAUCCAAGCCAUCGCGUUUCGUGACCCCUCAUCGAGCGAGGAGGCGGCGAGGUUGGGAAGCGAGCGAGCGAGCCCGAGAAAAUAAGAAUUCCUCAUGGCGACCGGCAACCUGGCAAGCGUGGUGGUGGCGGUGGACGGCAGCGAGGAGAGCAUGAACGCGCUGCGCUGGGCGCUCGACAACCUCCGCCUCCGCCCCGACGGCGCCCUCGUCGUGCUCCACGUCCAGCCGCCGCCCGGCAUCGCCGCCGGCCUCAACCCGGCACCCAUCCCCUUCGGCGGCCCCAGCGAGGUGGAGGUGCCGGCGUUCACGCAGGCCAUCGAGGCGCAUCAGCGGCGGAUCACGCAGGCGAUCCUGGAGCACGCGCUCAAGAUUUGCUCCGAUAAGAAUGUGGAGGUGAAGACGGAGGUGGUGGUGGGGGACCCCAAGGAGAAGAUCUGCGAGGUGACGGCCAACCGCAAGGCCGAUCUGCUCGUCAUGGGGUGCCGUGCAAUUGGGCCGCUCAAGAGGGUGUUCUUGGGAAGUGCGAGCAACUACUGCAUCAACCAUGUGGGCUGCCCUGUUGUCGUAACCAAGGGAACUUGAGCUACCCUCUAUCAACAUUCUUCAGUUCAAAUUUUUUGAGAUUGCUAUUGUGCUACUUGUGAUUUGUACCAUAUCACUGCACAUUUUGCAUUUGAAGACCAUGCAUCGUUUUGUCAGUUGGCACUGCUGAGCGAUGAGGGUUCAUACAUGGUCUGUAGAUUGUAAGGAAGUAAGCGUAUUGGUUGUGGAAUUGUGGAAAUAAAUCUGCCAUGUAGCACAUUGUUCUGUA
Phragmites australis (common reed) is the source of this 898-nucleotide messenger RNA. RefSeq names its product universal stress protein PHOS34-like. NCBI's taxonomy places the organism in Eukaryota, Viridiplantae, Streptophyta, Magnoliopsida, Poales, Poaceae. The transcript has 4 exons. Bases 181 to 669 code for a protein of 162 amino acids. The record is from RefSeq and is a predicted model, not a curated record.